This is a messenger RNA of Odocoileus virginianus texanus, 6439 nucleotides long. NCBI's taxonomy places the organism in Eukaryota, Metazoa, Chordata, Mammalia, Artiodactyla, Cervidae. The record is from RefSeq and is a predicted model, not a curated record.
UACUGUAUAGGUGCAUUUUAUCUGGUGUUUGAAUAUAUGGACCAUGAUCUGAUGGGACUGUUGGAAUCAGGCUUGGUUCAUUUUAAUGAAAAUCACAUAAAGUCAUUUAUGAGACAGCUCAUGGAAGGUCUGGAUUAUUGUCAUAAGAAGAACUUUUUGCAUCGAGAUAUCAAAUGUUCAAAUAUUCUUCUAAACAAUAGAGGACAGAUAAAGCUUGCAGAUUUUGGACUUGCUCGAUUAUAUAGCUCAGAAGAAAGUCGGCCAUAUACAAACAAAGUCAUCACUUUGUGGUACCGUCCACCUGAACUGCUGCUGGGAGAAGAAAGGUAUACACCAGCUAUCGAUGUGUGGAGCUGUGGAUGUAUCCUUGGUGAACUCUUCACUAAAAAACCUAUAUUUCAAGCAAAUCAGGAGCUUGCACAACUAGAAUUAAUAAGCCGUAUAUGUGGGAGUCCAUGUCCUGCUGUGUGGCCUGAUGUAAUCAAACUACCAUAUUUCAACACCAUGAAACCAAAGAAGCAAUAUCGUCGAAAGUUAAGAGAAGAAUUUGUUUUUAUUCCUGCAGCCGCACUAGACUUAUUUGAUUACAUGCUCGCCUUGGAUCCUAGUAAGCGCUGCACUGCAGAGCAGGCUCUUCAGUGUGAGUUCCUGCGGGAUGUGGAACCCUCAAAAAUGCCUCCACCAGACCUUCCAUUAUGGCAAGAUUGUCAUGAAUUAUGGAGUAAAAAGCGAAGACGACAGAAGCAGAUGGGCAUGACUGAUGAUGUUUCCACAAUUAAAGCCCCCAGAAAGGACUUGUCUCUGGGCAUGGAUGACAGCAGAACUAGCACACCUCAGAGUGUGCUGCCGUCUUCACAGCUGAAGUCUCAGGGCAACUCGAAUGUAGCACCUGUAAAAACAGGCCCUGGACAGCAGUUAAACCACAGUGAAUUGGCAAUUCUGCUAAACCUACUACAGUCUAAAACAAGUGUUAAUAUGGCUGAUUUUGUCCAAGUGUUGAACAUUAAGGUAAACUCUGAGACUCAGCAGCAGCUAAAUAAAAUAAACCUUCCUGCUGGAAUUUUGGCAACAGGUGAAAAACAGACAGAUCCAUCAACACCACAACAGGAGUCUUCGAAACCAUUGGGAGGAAGUCAGCCUUCUUCUCAGAACAUGCAGCCUAAAGUGGAGCCUGAUGCGGCCCAGGCGGCUGUGCAGAGCGCAUUUGCGGUUCUCUUGACUCAGUUAAUAAAGGCUCAGCAGUCAAAGCAGAAAGACGUGCUGCUGGAAGAGAGGGAAAAUGGGUCGGGACAUGAAGCACCAUUACAGCUCCGGCCGCCUCCAGAACCCAGCACGCCAGCGUCGGGGCAAGAUGACCUGAUCCAGCACCAAGAUAUGAGGCUAUUGGAGCUCACACCAGAACCGGACCGGCCUCGUAUUCUGCCUCCUGAUCAGCGACCUCCUGAACCUCCAGAACCACCGCCAGUCACUGAAGAAGAUCUAGAUUACCGGACAGAAAACCAGCACGUACCCACCACUAGUUCUUCGUUAACUGACCCUCAUGCCGGAGUAAAAGCAGCCCUGUUACAGCUCCUUGCUCAGCAUCAGCCCCAGGAUGACCCCAAAAGAGAAAGUGGUAUUGAUUACCAAGCAGGAGAUACUUAUGUACCUUCUUCAGACUACAAGGACAAUUUUGGAUCCUCUUCUUUCUCUUCUGCUCCUUAUGUUAGCAAUGACGGUCUUGGAAGCGCCUCUGCUCCACCACUGGAACGACGUAGUUUCAUGGGAAACUCAGAUAUUCAGUCCUUGGAUAACUACAGUACUACUUCAUCUCAUUCUAGUGGUCCACCUCAGCCUUCUGCCUUUUCCGAGUCAUUUCGCAGUUCGGUAGCUGGAUACGGAGACAUUUACCUCAAUACAGGCCCCAUGUUGUUCAGUGGAGACAAGGACCAUAGAUUUGAAUAUAGCCAUGGCCCCAUUGCAGUGCUGGCUAACAGCAGUGACCCUUCCACAGGGCCGGAGAGUACUCAUCCUCUGCCAGCAAAGAUGCACAACUAUAACUAUGGUGGUAACUUACAGGAAAACCCAGGUGGCCAUGGCCUCAUGCAUGGACAGACCUGGACUUCUCCUGCCCAAGGACCUGGCUAUUCACAAGGAUACAGGGGACACAUUAGCACAUCAGCUGGCAGAGGUCGAGGUAGAGGGUUACCAUACUGAGUAUCUGUUUUUCCUCAGGCACAUCAUUUUUAUCUGGAAAGACUUUUCUAGCUGCAAUUUAAAGCAGCAAUCCAAGAGACUUGAAUAAUAUUAAUUCAACAACAGCUUUAUUUUUAUGUGGAAAAGGGUCUUGCAUACAAUAGUUAAAAAAAAAAGACAAAAAAAAAAAACCUUUGCUUAAAUUCAUGCUGUUCUAAAACCUAGAUCUAUUGAUUGUACAUCUUCACAAAUUCUAGUUAACGAUUUUAUUUUGUAUUCUUGCAGUUUUAAGUGGAUGCUAAUCUUAGGGACAUAAAAAGUCUUUUAUGGCCCUCUUGCAGAUCUUCUGAACUAUGCACAUUUGUGCUUUUUUGUAAGUUUGGACCAACUUUUAUGUAACAAGCACCCAGUCCCCCCCCUUCCUCCUCCCCCCCCAGUUUUACAGCAAUCAGAAAGGGCACUGAUUUAUUUGGUAUUUUCUUUUUACAAAGCUCCUUUAGUCAGAGGUCACUGUCAGUCUUCGCACCUGCUUUCAGUGUUAUUGUGAAAGGUGUACUUGUGCUCAUUUCAGAAAAUAAAACACAGCCUUUCUCUUGAUGCAACAGUUUUAUAUAAAGAAUGGUCAGCGUUAUUUUUGGUUUAUUUUGCAGAUUAUCAUAGCCUAGCAAAAUGCAUUCAAAUGAAAUAGUGGGUUUUAUAUGAAAAAUAUGGGUGGGGUGGGGAGGGUAAGUAAGUGCCUUAACAGGUAAGCUUAAGGUCUGAAAAAGUAGUAAACCUUUACACCCAUCUGUCUUCUAAAGGGAAUCAGUGUAUUGUAUUGAAGAGGCAGAGAGCUCUCAAGCAUCCAGGGGCUGCCUGUUCAGUUCCUGUCAGGUCCAUUCCCUCUGCCUGUCACACUUUCUUCUUUUCUUUGGGCUGUGUUACCUUCCAACACCACCUUCUCUUGACAGGGGAGUGAGAGCAGAGAAUAAAAGUCCAGCUCCCAUCAGCACCUUCUGUUACUUCUGAGAAAAAGUUCUAAAAAGUUCUGUCAUUUAAACGGUGGAAAGUAAUAGCUAAAUGAGCAUUUUAGAGUAUUGUUUUCUUUCAGGCUGCCACAUUGUCCCUGUUUCCUUUUGUCAUGGGUAAUUGGAGGGCAGUAGCAAAGAAACAAGGCUUAAUAACAAUUUGCAUAAUUCAGUUAAAGUUCAUGGGGGGAGGGGUGGCAAACACCACUGUUCAAAUUAUAUAAUUGCCAUUUAACACAAAGUUAACUCUGUUCACUUUACUGGUUAACUAGAAACAUUGCCUAGAUUGAAUUUAUUGAUGUAAAAAGAAAAAGUAGUGCGAAAGCCCCUCAUUCUCUCUCUCACUUUCUGUAAGGUUUACCACUCCGUCUGCCACGCCUAGAGUACCUAUUUUAGUUCACUUAGAAUGAUGGGCUAACAGCCCCUUGUUUAAACUGUAAUGGUGUCAAGUCUCUUUGUGCACACUCAAACACAUGUUCCAUUAUAGUACCGUUACAGUAAUCCUAGAAAGGAACCAAAGGUGAAUAACCAGUGUUUUCAUUAGCACUAAAUGCCAAUUAACCAUUUUGUUUAAAUCGUUUUCCUGGUAACUUAUUUUUUGAUUGAAAUCUUAAAUUGGAACAACUGUUAUUGAAUGAAUAUUGCUCCAGUUCCAAAGUCAGUCUUUUAAUCUUGUGCCCUCUGACUUGUGAACGUUCAUUUCAAAACAGUAUAUGGAAAGCAUUAUAGUUUGGUGACAAUAGGAUUAUCUUAAGGUGAAUAAUUUACCAUUUUACUGCUAUAAAAUGAGUUUAUGUCAGUUGACCAUUUUAUCUUUUGAUGGAAUUUUUUUGUUGAGAAGCGAAUGAAAGAAAAUUAUUAUGCUUUUAUUUGAAUAUUGAAUACUAACAACUUAUACUAAAACUACAUUGCAGGAAGUGAAGAAAUAUUUUGAAAUUUAGCAAAAUAGCUACAGUAUUCAAGUAUCCAGAAUUUUAAUAUGGUGAGUCUUAGAGCUUUAGACUUUCCUAUAAGUGACAGUAUCUAAGUUAUUCUUAAUAGUCACACUUGAUAAUUCUGCUGACCAUAGCAGCUAACCUAAAAUUGAAGUUAUUUAUGUGACAUGAAUAGCCUGUGUUUUAAAAAUUAAAUAUUUUAUAUAAAAUUGAAUUGUGUUUGGAUAGUUUUUCCUAACAUUUCAGUUAUAUAUUUAUAUUGGGAGAGUGGCUGGGAGGACAAGGAAAUUGUUGCUUGAGGUCGAAAAUUUGAACUACAGCUCCUGAUACUACCCUAAGACAGCAUUGAUUGUAAGAUACACUAGUUAGGAAAAAUGUUGCCAGUUAAACACAACUCAAGGCUAAGACAGUUCCCAAGUUCGGAGAUGUUAUAUGGAAGGCAGCUUCUUAAAAUUGAUGAAAUAUGGUAAAAAUCUUGAUGCUUUCUUCUGUAUCAUCUAAUACUAAAGUAAAUUUGGAUUAAUGAAAAGAGCAGGGCUAUGAAAUCAAUAAUUCUGUAUGUUAUAACUGCAGUAAUCAGUAUUCUUGAGUGAAAUUGAAGGAGCAUAAAAUAUUUUUGGGAAGAAACAGGUAAGUCAGAUUGCAAAUGAGAUGAAAAUACAAAAAAUUGACCUAUUAAAAGAAGAAAAUAUUUAUUAUUUCCCAUGUGAAAUUCCCUUAUGUAUUUCUUGAUACAGCAGCUUUUUCUGCAUGUAUAACUCAGUAUGUUUCCCAAGUCUUCAAUCCAUUAUUUUUUGGAGAGUCCCAGUCAUCCAUGAAAUUUUAAAAGACUCAUGUUAAGGGUUUAUUGAUUAAUAGUUUGUGGAAUGUGAAUUAGGAUAGGGCUUUAGCUAUGAUUCAGAGCUUAACUCUAUGUAAAUAUUCAGUGCCUACCACGUGCCAGGUACUAUUCUAGUACUUGGGGUACAUCAAUCAACAUGAAAGGCUUUAAGUAAUACUUCCAGUGGACUGAUAGUGAGCAGGAAUAUUUAAAAAGCAAAGUAGUAUUUGCAACUCUUCAGCUGUAUCUAAAUUACUCAUACAUGAAAGUAAGAAAAAUGUGUCUAUGUAAAAUUUUGAAGUCAAAUUUGAAUAGAGACAAAGUUCUGGAAAAAUAGAACAAUUGGAAAUUCAGUGAUGAAAGCAAACUUUAAAUUGGAUCUGACUAGUUUGCAACUCAACUGGUAAGAAGUAUCAAGAUUUCUUAAGAAAAAUAGAAGAUAAAUGGCCUAAAUGCUUCCAAACUAAUCUUUCUAGUAUUUCCGAGUUAAGGUUUUUUUGUAUUUGGUAUGAACUUAAUCUAAUUUUAGAUUUUCCCUUACCUGGCCCCUGCCUUUGUUUUUAGGUAAAGCUGACAUACGAGAUUUGAAUAAAGAUUCAGUGAUUCCCUAGGUUAAUGAUUUUGAUAUUUUAAAAGUCUGAGUAGGAUGUCCCCAAAGUCUAAAAUCUGGUCCAUCUCUUUACAGCUAAGAAAAAUAAGAUUUAGAUGGAUUACCAGGGUUGUUCUUAGGUAUAUCUGAAUUCUGUAGUAAAUGCUUCUAAAUGAGAAAAUUAACUGUUAAAGUACUUUUGUUAAAAUAAUUAAAUUUAAAAUACCGAACAACUAGUUUUAACAGAUGACUUUUAAAAGUCAACUUAAAAAAAGGCCUCAGAAAAAAUAGGCAAAUAAAAUUUUGGAAAACUUAGGAGCCUAUAGAGACAGUUGUUUUCAUAUAUGGAUAGCCUUUAGAAGGGAAGUUCCUCAUUUUCUUUUUUAAGACAAUAGUUAACUAACAAUUAGAGAGUAAGACUGAAUCUUUAAACUUAUUUUCUGUUUGGAGGAGGAAGAUCGGUAUCAGCAGGCCUGCAAACAUUGCUUUUAAAUUCUUUCAUGUUUGUAAUUCUUAAACUUUUUAGUAUAAUUAAAAAUAAGAGCUAUUAAGAGAAAAGCUGUCGGGGAUCCAGUUGAAGGUGGGGAAAACAAAAUUUUGAUCAUAUUGGAAAGAACUUGCUCUUUGAAUUAUGUAGAAGAACAUUUGUGGGUCUUAUUCUUUCACCAUAUCAAAUGUCCCAUUAAAAAAGAAUUUUCUAAUUGAAAAUGCCACAUUGAAAAUGAGGCUCUGUAGUGAAUCACUUUAUAUUUUUUUCACAGUUAAUUUGUUGUCAAGGUGUGGUUUUUUUUGCAAGAAUUUUUAGUAAAGUCUCGUAACUCCUAAAUCAGAUGUGUUUAUUAUAAGCCAUUUGUCUAACAAAAGAAAAAAGACUGUAUUUGAUAGUCUGUAAAUAAACUGCCCUAAAAAUCCA